Molecule: messenger RNA, 1028 nt
Organism: Owenia fusiformis
Lineage: Eukaryota; Metazoa; Annelida; Polychaeta; Sabellida; Oweniidae
Source: the annotation of a GenBank genome assembly
UAGAUGGCGUAUAACCUGGGUACAGGUGUCAGUACCACUUGCAUUUAUAAAGUGUUUUUUCACACAAAUACAUGACUAUUGGAAGUCAUUUCUGGAUCCAAACCAUCCAUGAGUGUCUCGAGCAGACACAUGUGAGGAGUAUAUCUUAGGACAAUUCCCAUCGAAGCGACAAAUGAUGGAUUUGUGCACGUUUUUGUGACUUUUAUACUUUUCCAAUAUGGCGGCGCCCUCGGAAAUAAAAAUACUCGUACUUGUACUUGUUAUCGUAUGGAUCUAAGUUCAUAGGCUAUGUAUAAUGGAUAAUACCGUUACAAUGGAUGUUCCGCCGCCCUACAUGAUGGAUAUUGAAGAAAGUGUGCAAUUCUUUCUCCAAAAAAUUGACUGUGAGCCAAAGGAUGACAUUGUUGAGUCAUUGGGUGACGAGUUUGACGAGGGUCUAUUGUGUGAAACGAGAGAAACUCUUUUGGAAGCAGCACAAGCUAAAUGGCAGACAGAGGUUGGUAAUAAGUCUAUUGAUUUGGGAUUGAAAUUGCGUAGAGGUCCCGAUAAACUGAAGGCUAUAUGCCGAGAUAUAUACGAGUUGUAUAAAUAUUGUGCCGACGUUGAUUCAUCACCAUUCCCACGAUCAGUCCUCAAUGCUUCGACUAUCUCUGCGAUAGAGACUUUUGUUAAAAAAGACACUGUGAAUGAUGACAACGGCACCGAUGCAGUUAAAACGAUAGCAUCGUUGGGUGUUAGUGGUCUUAAGGAACAUUAUAUUAUAUUGGUCAACAAAAUAAAGGAACUUGAAAUCGCAUUUGCUGAGCUAAAAAACCAGAAGGUCGUAGUGACAUGUACUGUUUGUAAACACGAAUGCCUGCUGAGCAAUAAGCCUAAUAACGAAAACGCAGCAGCCCAAAUCGACGUGGGAUUAAAGCCGCGGGCCAGCUGUGAAAGCGAUAUAUCUAUUCAAAAGCCCAGUGUUGUGAGUAGUUCUGAUACUAAUAGUCCUGGCUCAAAUAACCGGCAACUCUCUGUUAAGACAGCUA